GAUAACAUUCUUUUUCUUCAUAAUAAUUAAUAUUCAACGUGGUUAAAAAUAUGUGAGAGUUAUGCAUUAAUCAUUAACGUCGAUACUACAGUGUCAUAAUUAAUAAAUCAUAAUGUGUAGUAACGAUAGUCCUCCACCAACAAAGGAAUCGUUAACUGUAGAUUUGAAUAUUGGAAGUCCAAUGGCAGGAUUUUUACCAGGACUUGAACACUACAGAUUACAACUAUACCAUUAUGCUAUGGCAGAACGUUUACGUUUAGCCCAGCAGUUACAUCCUCAGCAUCCCGGACUCAAUCAUUCUAACUCUGGAUCGUCGGGAUCACAUCUUACUAUUUCUUCGAAUUUUCCAGCGCCUCUCCCACUCUAUCCAACUGCUGCAGCAGUAGCUGCAGCUACAAGUUAUCCUAACAGACUGGCAUUAUCAAUGGCGUUACUCCAUCCACAUCAUCAACGAAUUCCUGAAGAGCCAAAACCACAACAUAGUUAUAUUGGACUCAUUGCAAUGGCAAUCCUUUCAUCUCCAGAAAAAAAACUUGUUCUAUCGGAUAUUUAUCAACAUAUACUUGAACAUUAUCCGUAUUUCAGGAGUCGUGGACCAGGUUGGCGAAACUCAAUUAGACACAAUUUGUCAUUGAACGACUGUUUUGUCAAGUCGGGGAGGAGUGCGAACGGUAAAGGGCAUUACUGGGCUAUUCAUCCGGCUAACAUGGAGGAUUUUCGACGUGGGGAUUUCCGGCGACGUAAAGCUCAAAGGAAAGUUAGACGACAUAUGGGUUUAGCAGUAGAUGAAGAACCUGAUAGUCCCAGUCCACCACCUUUACCAUCUACUCCACCGUUAUCGAAUUCAGUAGUCAGUCAGUCAAAUACAUCAUCAUCGUUAAAUGGUAUUUGGUGCUCUCAUAGUCAUCAAAAUCCCUAUCUUCCACAGAUACAAAGUAGCUCUGAUCACAACAAAAUGCUCCAACAAAUACCCCAGAACCAACUCAAUUCAAAUCCUCAUAACCAUUUUCAAAGGAAUCCAGUAUUACAAACAACUUAUCAACCAUCACGUAAGAGACAGUUCGACGUAGCAAGUCUUCUUGCUCCAGACGAUCAGCAGAUGCAUAUUAAAGAUAAAAGAUUAGCCAAAUCAAGAAAAUUUAGCUCUAGUGAAGAUGAGCAUGAAAAUGACAAUGUUGACAAUGAUGAAGAUGUAGAUGUUGACAUUGAGACACAUUCUUACCCAUCUCCUCAUGCUCAUCGGGAAAGCCCUGACGUCAAAAUAAGUUAUUCAAGUAAUGGGUGUAAUUGGAAUAAAUCAGCUUCUAUUAAAACGAUGCAGCCACUUUUAACAACGCAUCUUCACAGCCACUUAUAUAUGAAAAGCCAUUAUGUUCAAACUAAUAAUACAUCGAGUUCAAGUAUUUAGAAGACAUUUUUAUGAUUUGAUUGUAAAUAAUUAUUUAUUAUUAAAAAUCGAUGAACUCUUGAAAAUGUAAUGUGAUUGUAACAUAUAUUCUAUGUUUUGAGCUAAUUUUGGUAUAAGAUAGUUAGUAUCUAAUUUAAGUUAUAAAGAUGUGAAUUUUUUAUUAAAAGUCUUAUACAGAUAUGACAUUGGACUCAGUAGUUAAGUUGUCAAUCUAAGUAAAUCAUUGUGUAAUCUUCAGUGUUCUAGGAAUGACGAAGUGAAUAAAUAAUGGUUUAAAAAUAUCAGGAAUUUAGGAAGUCACAUAUUUUAUCUUAUAAUGUAAUAAGAAAAAUUUAUGAUGAAGCAAAAUUAAAUUAUUUGUAAAAAAACAUCGGUUGUGAGAUAAUAGAAGAAAGCAUAUUGUUGCAAUAAAAAUAUUUUCUAAUUCUGGAAUUAACGUAUAUAUAAUAUACAUAGGAAUCAUGAAUCAGUAAUGACAUUUUAAUGUGAUGUAUGUUUCACUUUGCAAUUUCAAUGUUUAAAGUUUAACAUAGAUAAUUCGACAUUUAUGAUAGUGCUGUGGUUGAGAAAUCCAUUAGCAUGACGGCAAACUGAUAAUAGGUAAAACCGAGACCCAUCAUAGUAUUUGUGAAUGUAUAUACUUCCAUAGAAAUUAUAAUUUCGUUGCUUCUACUGACAGAGAAACUGAUAGACAUUGCUCAAAGGAUAACGAAGGGAACAAAUAUUCUGUAAAAACUAUUGGGUAGCAAGCAUAGUGUUUAAUAUUAUCAUAACAUCUUUAUUAUUCGUAAAUGACUCAUGAUUUUCAUACAUAAGUUUCGAUUUCUCAUAGAAAUGUGUUGAUUG
This is a messenger RNA of Chelonus insularis, 2254 nucleotides long. RefSeq names its product forkhead domain 102C (gene fd102C). The record is from RefSeq and is a predicted model, not a curated record. The coding region runs from base 113 to 1408 and encodes 431 amino acids. Gene Ontology annotation, biological process: anatomical structure morphogenesis; cell differentiation; regulation of transcription by RNA polymerase II. Gene Ontology annotation, molecular function: DNA-binding transcription factor activity, RNA polymerase II-specific; RNA polymerase II cis-regulatory region sequence-specific DNA binding. Lineage: Eukaryota; Metazoa; Arthropoda; Insecta; Hymenoptera; Braconidae. The transcript has a single exon.